Messenger RNA from Suillus plorans, 645 nucleotides. RefSeq lists its product as uncharacterized. Lineage: Eukaryota; Fungi; Basidiomycota; Agaricomycetes; Boletales; Suillaceae. The record is from RefSeq and is a predicted model, not a curated record. The coding region runs from base 1 to 645 and encodes 214 amino acids. The transcript is spliced from 2 exons.
AUGUUUGCGGCUAAUCUUGGAGUCAAUUAUCUACUGAAUCUUAUCAUUGUCGACGAUGUAAUGUGGAUCUGGUAUUAUGAUCGACAAGGCAUCAUUCAAUGCUCAGGCAUAAACUUCAUUCAAGAUCUCCCACGAUUUAUGGUGUUAUUGUAUGCUCUACAACGAUUCGACCUUCACGAUUGGGGCCGAAACAAAGACUUCCUCCCAGUUCAAGUUGAGGGGAAACUAUGCCACGAAUUCAAAAUCAGGGAUGAAGAUCUUGGAAUGGUGGAUCUGCUGCUUCACACCAGUGACGACGAAAGAGUGACUCACUACGGACUGCAAGGACGGGCCACUAAUGUGGUCGCUGUCACCAGCAAAAUGCUCACAAAAAAAUACAGCAACUUCCAGGAUGGGAUGGUGGCCAAGAUCUUCUGGGGAGAGGCGAGUCACACUAGUGAGCCCGACAUCUUGAACAAGGUUAGGGAGAUUGCUGAGGUGCAUGAUACUGUAAAAGACCAUAUCCCCGAACUGCUCUGGCACCACAGGUUCACGAAUCCCAGGUCCGCCAUCCGAGAAGCGCUUGGUGUUCCUGAACCCACUACGGGAAGUCGCGUGCUCUACAUUCUUGUAUUCCGCAAGCUUCUCCCCAUCACGAAGCUUUAG